AUGGCUCGAGCUACCGUGGGCAGGAUGUCGUGGGAAAAGUACGCUCUCCGGCCCGUGCAAGGCGCCCACCCUGUCACUCUCCCCGUGUUUAUCUAUGGGACUGCCUGGAAGAAAGACCAGACGACGGAUCUAGUCCACCAGGCAUUGAAUGCUGGAUUCCGUGCGGUGGACACCGCGGCCCAACCGAAGCAUUAUCGUGAAGAUCUCGUCGGAGAAGGGAUCCGCAGAGCCAUUCGCGACGGGGUCGUCCGACGAGAAGAUCUUCAUGUUCAAACGAAAUUCACUUCCGUGAAUGGACAGAAUCCGGACAACAUGCCAUAUGAUGCCCAGGCAUCAGUGACCGACCAGGUCCAUGCCUCCGUCAGGUCGUCCUUCCACAAUCUCCGCCCCUCAGAGGCACCGGAAAGUGCCCAGGACGCGUAUCUUGACUUGCUCAUUCUCCAUUCCCCGCUACCGACGAUGGCUCAGACUCUGGAAGCCUGGUCGGCCUUGGAGACCUACGUCCCCCAUCGAAUCCGCAAUCUAGGCAUCUCCAAUUGCACUUUGCCGAUUCUCAAAGAGCUGUAUCCACUUGUGAAGGUGAAGCCGGCUGUGGUGCAGAACCGAUUCUAUGGAGACACGCAGUUCGAUGUGCCGUUGCGGUCCUUCUGUCGGGACAAUCAUAUUAUCUACCAGAGUUUCUGGACGCUAACCGCCAACCCAGAGUUGAUUCGGUCAGACGCCGUUCAGUCGCUAGCUCGUCAUGUUGGUAUCAGUCCGGCAGCAUCGCUGUACUGUUUGGUUCUGGGGCUCGGCGGUACGACUCUGUUGAACGGAACGACUAAACGAGCUCAUAUGGAAGCCGAUCUUGUUGCGCCAAAGAAGGUUGAGCAGUUCUCCCAUGAACAUCCAGACAUGUGGGAGCGGAUAAUGGGCAGUUUCCAACAUCUCACGGGGGACCAUGUCGAUCUCUGA
Aspergillus terreus NIH2624 is the source of this 954-nucleotide messenger RNA. RefSeq names its product putative aldo-keto reductase (AKR). Gene Ontology annotation, cellular component: cytosol. Bases 1 to 954 code for a protein of 317 amino acids. The transcript has 2 exons. NCBI's taxonomy places the organism in Eukaryota, Fungi, Ascomycota, Eurotiomycetes, Eurotiales, Aspergillaceae. Gene Ontology annotation, molecular function: aldose reductase (NADPH) activity. The record is from RefSeq and is a predicted model, not a curated record.